Molecule: messenger RNA, 9794 nt
Organism: Dreissena polymorpha
Lineage: Eukaryota; Metazoa; Mollusca; Bivalvia; Myida; Dreissenidae
Product: heat shock 70 kDa protein 12B-like
Exons: 8
Coding region: 91-2259 (722 amino acids)
Molecular function (GO): zinc ion binding
Source: RefSeq, a predicted model, not a curated record
GUUUGCUGGGAACCAAACACAUCAACUCUUUCAGCGCUUGUGUAUUUCGGCCAUUUAUUGUGUUUUUAAUGUAUAAUUUGUACCGGUGAAAUGUCAGACACUACCGAAGUGACGGAGGUAUCGAUUGAUGCUGUGCAGAAUGCGUCUGAUGAUGUCGAUAUAUACUGCGAACCGUGUUAUACGGAUAGAAAAAGCACUGUAGCUAAAGGGUUUUGCGUACAGUGUGAGGAAUAUAUUUGCGAUACAUGUAUUAAACAUCAUAGAAAGUUUUCGAUGUCUCGUUUGCACACAGUUCUUGAUCAAUCCCAAAUGCCGACGAACUACAAGAAACAAGAACCACAAGCUGCGGAAUGCAUUGAGCCUUGUAUCAAACAUCGGAAGGAAAUCAUUAAGUUUUUUUGUAAACCUCAUAAAGUUCUUGGUUGUUCUGUUUGUAUAAUGCUUGAACAUCGAACAUGUGAUGUCGAAUAUAUUCCAGAAGUAUCUAUAAACUUCCGUUACGCCAACGAGUAUAUCGCAACAAAGAAAGAGUUAACAGAUUUGAUCAGGAAUGUUGAAGCGAAGGUCCAGAAAUCGUGCAGUAAGCUGGAUUAUGUUCACGAAAUGUUAACGUUAGAAAUCGAAGAAAUAAAAUCUUUUCGUUUGGAAGUAAUUUUAUUUUUAGAAACCAAAGAAAGAGAAUUAUUGGACAACAUCCAUUCACUUAGACAAAAGAACAUGAACAUAAUUAACAAGGUUAAAUCAGAGGCAGAACAAAUCGGAGAACGCCUGCUUGAAAUGAAUGGGUCACUGGAUGAUGAAGAUGCUAACGAUGUUCAGCUGUACAUGGCGGCAAAAGAUAUUAAAUCACAGUUUGAUGAUCUGAGAAACCUAGUCGCUAAUGUCGGAAGCACUGCAAGCUUCAGUGAAUUUUGUUUCAAGAAGGACGCAGCAACGGCAUCUAUUUUACAGUCAACCGUUGCCUUUGGAAGAAUUGAGGCUAAUGACCUGAGUAUUUGGCACCAGUCCCAUCCGAAAGAGUGUCUACUCACUGCUAGUAUAAACCUGGGAACUACAUACACUGGCAUGGUCUAUAUGUUGCCGGCGACAUCUUUUGUUGGUACUCUGGUUUUCCACCAAAAGGGGCUUGUUGAAAACGUUCCAGCAAGUUUACUGCUUCAGCCUGAUGAACAAACAGUUGAAGCGUUUGGGUUUAAUGCCGAAGAUAAAUACUCAAAAUUGUCGGAGGAAAACAAGUGUAAAUGGUAUUACUUUAAACGGUUUUGGAUGCAGAUUAAUGAGAACAAGUGUCUAUCUUUAGACACAAUGAUAAGAGAUGAGAGAGAGAAGGGACUGAAAGCUUCGGCUGUGAUUUCAUCACUUCUUAAAAACGUUCUUGAGGAAUUCUUUAUAUCGCCUGCGAUAAGCAAAGCAGGUUUGACGCCGACGGAUAUGCACUUGAUUUUAACAGUGCCUGGUACUUGGAAUAACGAUGCAAAAACGCUGAUGAAACGUGCAGUCCGACUGACUGGUGUAAACCUGGGAAACUUGAGCGUAGUUAGCGAAACCGAUGCGGCAUCCGUCUUUUGUUUACGUGGUGACAUUUUCCAAGAGGAUAUUCCCAAGCCAAACACACGUUACAUUCUUUGUGAUUUAAAAGACGAAAGAUUGGACCUUACUUUGCACGAGGUGGACAACAAGAGGAAAAUCAAGCAUUUGGUUACUGAGCAUGAUUGUUCACUUGGCCUAUCUAUUGUUAAUGAUGCUAUCGAAAAAUUUAUCAAUUCCCUGGCUGGUUGUGAUGUUAUGACAUGCCUAAGAAUGGAGCAUUCCGAAGAUUAUCGGAGUUUAAUGGAAGAUUUUGUGGAGACUCUUAGGCAUGUUAAUCUUGCAUCGAGUAAAUUAUCGAUCCGCAUAUCAGAAUCGUUACUCAGAACCGUCGAAAAAAUGACAUCAAGAUCUUUUCAGGAUCAAAUUCAAUUGUCCUUGAUCAAUAAGGGGGUGAAACUGUUAAGCUGCUACAAAUUACGGAUCGACAAACUUGUGUACGAUUCACUUUUUGAUGCAUUUAUAAAGGGUACAGCUGCUCGGAUACGGACAUUUAUAACAAAGCAUGAUCAUAGGAUUAAUCAAAUACUGGUGGUAAGUCAAUUCGUUAUACCUGAACCACUACAAGAAGGGGUUAGAACAGCUUUGUCAGACCUGAAAGUUGUAAUCCCAACCGAGCAUUCACAUGCAGUUCUCCAUGGUGCCACCAUGUGGGGUCAACAGGCGCUUUGAUUCGCAAUAUAAUUUGGUGUUAAGUUUUUGGAGUAUAUGGUUACACUGUCGUGAUUAUUAACGCAUGAUGUAUUUUGGUUAUUUUCUUGUUAUGUAGGGGUAGGAUGAAGUACUAAUUAACAACAAAAUAACAGCUUUUUAGUAUGUUGUCUUAAGUACGAUUGUUUGAUCCGAGUUUGAAUAUAACUGUACUAUUAUAUUGUUAUCAGGAAAAUGUACCUUUCUUACAUUUGUUUAUGAAUAUCUAAAGUUUAUAAAAGAACAUUUACAUAAUUUCUUUGACAUUUAGCGAUUUUUUCACAUUUUUUCUCAUUUAUUAAUGCACUCUUAUGAAGUCAUCAAUCGCACAAAGUAUAAAUGUACAAACAUGAGUGGUUUUACAUUUUCAUAUAAAGUACCAACUCUCUUAACCUCACACAUGCACACACAUAUUAAAAAACACAUACAUAAACUUGCACACAUAUACAGACAAGAAAAAAUAACAUAUGACAGUAAAUAACACAAUUCAAAAAGAUAAUAACAUCGAAGUAGAAUUUAACAUUUCUCUUGUGAUAAGUAUACCUCCUUUCUCACAUAUGUUCAUAAUGCACUCACAAUUACACACACAUACACACGCACACACACCUCGCACACUCUCACACACUCAACAUGUAUUUUACGACAUGUUUAACAGUUUGUAUUAUGGAUAAAUAUAACAGUAGUAAUUUCUUUCAUGCUGUGUUUCUGUAAUUUACAAUUAAAAAUACAGUUGAUAAAGAACAACACGAAAAGGCGAACAAAUAAGACAACGAUAUUUUAGUAAUUUUUAUGAGCAUUGUUAUAUAAAAACUGUAUAUGAAUAUUAAGUUCUAUUUAAAAAAUAUUGAUCGAUGUGGAUCCAUUUUUGUUUGUGUGUUCCAAUUUUGUUUUUAAAAAGGUCAAUUUCUUCUUCUGUCUGUAUCCUUAACUUCAAAUAAUUUAAGAAUAUGUUAAAUUUUGAAAUACAUUUCUUUAUUUUCAUAUUGGAUAUGAAUACUUUCAUCGAAAUGAUAAUAAAAUUGAGAACUUCACUGUGUAAUUUUAUUUCUGUAUUUCCAAGGAAAGCAGAUGUUUUAUUUAUUUCAAUGUCAAUUUUCACUUGUUUAAGGAACGUUUGCAGUUCUGUCCAAAGAAUUUGGCCAUAUGAACAUUCCCAAAACAAAUGAUCGAUUGUUUCAACGCUUUCUUGACAAAAAUCACACAGGCUGCUAUUUUUUAGUUUACAUUUCAUAAGAAACUUAUUUGUUGGAAUGAUUCUGCUGUUUUGUACUGUUUGUCAAUCGGUCACUUGCCUUAAAUAAUGGACCAAUUAAUUGUUUUAAUGAAAAUUCAAUACUGCUCCAGCAGCUGGAGUUUUACUUCUUUAUAUUGAUAAGAAUCUGAAUUAAAAGUUACGUAAGUAAGUAUCUAUUGUUGACUUAAAUGGAAGUGUAUAUAUUGUUCUCCAGUUGAGGUUUUCAUUUAAAUUAAGGCAUGAAUUCCAUUUCCUUUCUAUACUGUUGUCGAUAUUACUUUGUGAUUGUAAUUGUAUAUUGUAGAGAGUUUUGUUAACCUGUUUUGAGUUUUCAAUUAUAUCAACAAAAGUUGUCUCUGAUAUAGUUAAUGCAUUAAUUCCUUGCGUAUACAAUAUUGAUUUAUAUUAUUUUGGUAUAGCAGAAAUUAGUGAGUAGAAGUUUAAAAAUUCAUGAGAGUCAAUGUUGUAUAAAUAUUUUAAUUCAUCAAAUGUAUAAUAAUGUAUAAUAAGUAUCUUUUCGAUAGUUGUACAACUGACCGAUAGUUUUUAUACAAUUGUUAUACCAGUUUGUAAAAAAGAAAGAAUUGUUAUUUACCUUUAUGCAUUUAUUAUUCCAUAUUACAUGUUUACAUAUGGGAGAACUUUUUGAAACCUUAUAUUGGUUCUUAAUACUUUGCCAGGAUGUAAGUACAUCUUUUAAGAACACAUUAUUUUUACUUACAUUUUGUAUUAUAGAAUCAUCUCGAUUGCUUUCAAAUAUAAGACAGUUAUCGAAUUUGUUUAGUUUUUUUCCAAUAGAAUUUUCCAUUUACCUUUAUUAUUUUUAUCCUGAUAAAGUUUUACCCAGCUCGCUUUAAUGGCAUUUAGAAAACAAUCAAUAUCCGUUAGUUUAAUGCCACCAUUUUUAUAAUUUUGUGUCAGUUUCCUUUUAAUUUUGUCUGGCUUAUUGUCCAAUAUGAAUUCAAAUAUUGCUGUUUUUAAUCCUUCUAUUACUUUUUUAGUUGGGUUAGGGAGAACAGAAAAGGGAUAAAUUAAUUUUGGUAGCGCAAACGUUUUUAUUACUGUGACCUUUACCAUAAGAGUGAGUUUCCUAUGUUGCCAUUGUUUUAAACAGCAUUCAAAUUCUUUAAUUUUGGCAUUAAAUUGUGUAUGUUUAAUUUUUUAAUAAUGAAUUUGUUUUCUGUGCUGUAUUUGAUGUUUGAGUUUUUUAGUGAUCCGAUUCUCAUGACUGUAGAUUUUGAUGCGUUGAGGUUUAGUCCUGAUAUUUUUCUGAAAUUUUUAAGAGUUUGAACUAAUAUUUCAAAUGAAUUAGGCGAACCAUCAUUAAAAAUCAUCUGCAAAGAAGGUCUGUUUUAUUUCGGCCACAUGUAUCUUUAUCCCUUUAAAAUUAUUGUUUUUAUUUAUGUAGUUUGACAGUAAUUCUAAACAUAUAAUAUCACUUGACGAACACCUUUUUCUAUUUUAAAAUUCCUAGAAAGAUGGUCAUUAUUAAUAAUGACACUAUUUAUAUCAUUAUAAAAUACCUUAAUCCACUGAAAAUGUGUGGCCCGAAAUUUAGGUGAUUAAGACAUUUUAUUAUAAAGAGAUGGUUCAAACUAUCUAAUGCCUUCUCAAAGUCUGCAAAAAAUAGAAGUCCAGGUUUAUUAUGAUUCUCUAGAUAUUCAAUAACAUCGAAUAUUAACCUAACGUUUUCACCAAUAAAUCUGUUUUUCAUGAAACCUGUUUGAUCAAAACUUGUUAUAAGUGGUAGAACCUUUUUUAUACGGUUUGCAAUUGCUUUAAUUGCGAUUUUGUAAUCUAUAUUCAACAAACUUAUUGGUCGCCAAUUUGAAAUAUAAUCAAGGUUUUUAUCUUAUUUAGGAAUAAGAGUUAUAAUACAUUGUUUUUGUAAGGCAGUAAGUUCACCAUGUUCAAAAGAGUAAUUUAUUGAUUUAAUGUAGUGUUCUUUCAAGGUGGACCAAAAUAUUUAAUAGAAUUCAACGGUCAGUCCGUAAGAGCCUGGACUUUUAUUGUAAGCCAUUUCUAAUAAAGCACAUCCACACUCAUAAUCAUUUAAUUUUCCUUCACAUUGAGAUUUAUGUUCUUCACUGAGUUUAGUUAUUGGCACCUGAAAGAAAUCAGAAUUGUCGUCUCGUUCAUUUGUGUUUUUUUUGUUAAGUGAUUCAUAAUAAGCUGCUUCUGCUUCUAGUAUUUCAUCUUUUUCUUUUAAUUUUUUUUCAUUAACAAUUAAUUUAUGAAUCGUUUUUUUUUCUCAGCUUUCCUUUUUUCUAAGUUGACAAAAUAUUUAGAUUUUUUUUCAUUUCCUUCUAUUUUUAUAGCUUGCGAUCUUAAAAUAUAUCCAUUAACUUUUUUUUUUAUAAAGUUGUUCAAUUCUUCUUUUUUUGUUUUGAUUGUUUGUUUUAUUUCAUCAGUCAAGUCGGAAAAGUUAAAUUUCAUUAAAUCCUCUUCUAAAUGUUUGAUUUCUGAACUUAAUAUUUCUUCGUUCUUUUUUGUUGUUUUAUUCUUUGAUGAACAAUAGCUUAUUGUUUCAUUGCGAAUAUUACUUUUUAUAAGCUCCCACAUUGUAUUUGGAUUACAAUUUUCGUUUAAGGAUGUUAUGUCAUCUAUACAUUUUUUUAUUCUGUUUUGAUAUUCAGUGUCUAAAAGGAUUGAAUUGUUAAUUUUGAAAUAACCAGAACCUUUUCCUAAUAAUAAGUUGCCUACACUUAAUUGUACAAGAGAAUGAUCUGUUUUAAACGAAGGUUUACUAUUACAUUUUGAUAUUAUGUUACAUAGGUUUUUAGAUAUUAAGAAAAAGUCAAGUCUACACAAAAUGCGUGAUUUACAAUCAGAUUGCCAAUUGACCUGUCUUUUUUCUGGAUGCUUAAUUCUCCAGAUGUCACAUAGAUCAUAAGUGUCAAUCAAAUCGUUUAAUAUUUCCUGCAUUGUAAAUGUGUUCUAAAAUUGCCAUUCUUUUUGUCCAGUUCUGCAUCUAAAACAGUGUUGAAGUCUCCGCCUAUGAUACAGUUUUUAUCGCUGUUCGAAAACAAGUAUUCGUUUAAUUUUUUUAAAAUGUAUAAAUCAUCUUUAUUUGGCCCGAAAAUAUUUAUAAGGGUGAUUGUUAUAUUUAGAAUUGUGAUAUAUGCAGUAAUUAAUCGUCCGAUUAUGAUUUCAUUGAAAUUUGAAAUUUGAUAGUUCUAGAUCACUAUUUGGGUGUAGAAAUAUUCCUACACUUUCGCUGUUGGUUUUGCUGCCACAUGUUGGGAAUUUAGCGCGUCGUCGUGUGACGCCGCCGUUGGCGCGCCGUUGUGUGACGCCGCCGAAAAACGUCAUAUACAUGCACGUCAUCUUGUUAUUGUUGUUUCGGUUGAUAUAUAGUUAUGAUUGAGAAAGGACGACAUUAAAACGUAAAACACAACGCUAUUCUUAUUUAUUCAAUUCAAGUAGACAUUUUGGUGCCGUGACUAAAAACUAAGGAUGUCGUCAACAAAAACAGAUAAGUUAAAGGGGCAGAGACUAGGAAAUCAGAAAGUAAUCGAGCGAUUACUCGAAAGAUUAGACGAAAAUGACAAAUUGCAGUUUGAACCAACCAUCGUUGAAAUAGAGAACCAGUUGGAGAUAAUACGAGGUUUAAAUGAGGAAAUAAUCGCACUAUCAGACGCGGAAUCGACCCCAGACGAGCUGUUGGACUCGCAGAUGUACGUUUUUGACAUGGAAGCGAAGCUUCGGAGAUACCGUCAAAAUCUGCGUGAUCACCCAUCUUCAAGUAGUACAGCCGUCCAUGAUAGUAGUCUGUCGAUGUCCGUUCUGCAGCCAACCGAGCCAUCCAAUACACGCUAUCGAAGCGUAGAUGAAGAACCACACGCGCCUCUGCAGUUACCUACCCUACCGACAUCAUCCGAAAACGUGAAUCGGUCGUCGCUUUCGGCCUUUCAUCAACCCCGUCAAGUCUCUACCACCAUCGCUGACACCAACGUAAUGCAACCAGUCCAGCAGAACGUUAAGCACCCAACAUCCGGUGACACAAACACGCAUAACAAACCAUCGCCCAGUGAAAGUUCAAAUCGAUCUGGAGCCGCACAUAGCAAGUCUAGGGGAAGGAAUAAGGAGCAGGACGCUCGUUCGACGCCUCAAAAUUUGUCAGAGGCUAUGGGCGGGUCCGGCAAGCCUGAAAAGUCUACCAGAGAAAGUCAAAGCAAUAUUGAAACGGUCGAGUCAUGCAAAACUUUACAACGAGAUGCAGAGAGCGAACCUGUCGCCAUACUUAAGGCGUCGAGCAGAUCUGUGGGAUUAAGCGGUGUUCCUCGAACACCAAGUAAGUUUUCGGCCGACUAUCCCAAGGAUUCCGGGCUAAGUUUAAGCCGCACUAGGAAUGGCUCCUAUACGACGUCAGAUGGCAUUCCCCAGGAGCACGGGGUUAGUUUGAACAACAUUCCCAAACCGUCGGUGAGUUCAAACCGCACCCCCGAUGGACCCAUCGUGAGUUCGAAUAAAACUCCCCAGAAUCCUGGGAUACUCUCUGAUCACUUCCAGCGAGAGAUCAAGAAACUGUCCAAUUACUGGAGCCGACAGAGCCCACUAGCGGAGAGAUCGCCGCGACUGCGGAGCAACCGGAAGUCACUUUUUAACAUUAAAGAGGGCCUGGGAAAAUCAUCGCAAUCAACAGCAGUUCGAAAAAGAAUCAGAAGUCACGACUGCCCGGAGCAGACAGGCAAUUUGACAUCGGAGAAUCUUCCGGAAUCUCCAUUUCCGUCUACGAUUUCGGAUUCAAAAUCGCCAUCCAGUCGGAAAUGGCCGGAAACCAACCAUUCAGAAGAUCAGACGACAUCGGAAGCGCUCACUGCAAGCGUCGUUCCAAAGAGUGCAUGCACUGACGUCAUUCAAACACCGAGCAAAACACAUAGACGCCAAAACGGCAAAAGCUCAAUAAAUGACAAUAUUAUUUCAUGUAAAAAAGGAAACACUUGUAUGCAAUUCGAAACAUCAGCGCAUCUACCCCACGGAAGAAGACUGACUGAACUUCCAUACAGUGACGCUAAAGCCGUUGGUGAUAGUUUAUUCCCCAACGUUACACGUCGUGAUAACACACAACGCACACACAACGCGCACAGGCUCGCGUGCGUCUUAUCGAACAGUACCGUCACCGAUGGACUCACGAAUAUCUGACGUCACUGAAGGAAUUCCAGACGAAAGGCGGCAACAAUCAUCAGACGAUACGUUUGGGCGACGUUGUUAUCGCGCAGGACGACUUCAAACCGCGACUUCAGUGGACUCUGGCUGUGGUAGACGAGCUUCUCACCGGAAAUGAUGGGCUGACGAGGGCCGCGCGCCUCGGUACAUCAGGUGGAAUCACCACGAGACCUAUCGUCAAAUUAUACCCGCUAGAAGUACACUGUGACGACAACUGACUUUAAUUGUGUGCAAUCAAGUGUUAAACUCUUUCUGGUGUCAUUGACAUUUGAAGUUUCAAAAACAUCAGUAGAUUUAAUUAUUUUAUUUUAAUAAGCAUAUUUUGUAAGUGUAUAUUAACAUUUCGCGGCCCGGAGAAUGUUGGGAAUUUAGCGCGCCGUUGUGUGACGCCGCCGUUGGCGCGCCGUUGUGUGACGCCGCCGAAUAACGUCAUAUACAUGCACGUCAUCUUGUUAUUUUUUGUUUCGGUUGAUAUAUAGUUAUGAUUGAGAAAGGACGACAUUAAAACGUAAAACACAACGCUAUACUUAUUUAUUCAAUUCAAGUAGACACCACUAUAAAAAAAAUCGACCAGGCCAGUCAUGCUACCACGGCUCAAUAUUUUGUUCUGUUAAAUGUGUCUCUUGUAACAUAAAAAUCGAGUAAUUUAGACCUCGAAGCCAUUUAAAUACUUGGUUUCUUUCCUCUUUGUUUCCUAAACCUCUAUCAUUUAAUGUAAAUAUUGCCGUUUCCAUUUGCUCCUUAAAAAGCCCAUUUUAGUCAAUAGUUUCAUUUGAUUUUGUUCGUGAGCCGUUAUUUACUGCAAUGCUACGCAGAAUCUUAACAAGGUAGGUAAUGUCAUAUAUAUUUUUUAUAGUGUUAUUUAAUUUGUAUUUGAAAACAAUGCAUGAUUUCUUUUUAUAUGUUGUUUAAAAUUUGUAGUUUUUUGUUCAGGGCGAAAAGAAAUGACGAAAUUUAGACAAAAUCUACAUGGUAAUGCAUCAACAAGAAUGUUAUAUGUUUGAAUACAGUUUUCCACCUUCAAUCUGUUUUAUAUUAAAAUAUACCAAAAAUGAAAACUGAUGGUAGAAGAAGGUUUUGUAUCGAUUUAACACGCAGUUUUCUAAGAGUUUAU